AUGGCGGGCGGAUCAGCGCUACUGAGCCCUCCUCGAGGCGCCAGGGCCAAGCAAAUUGAAGCAGCAUCGAGAUCCAACUACCCUCAAUUGGCAGCAGAAGCACUUCGACAAGCCUCAGAGAGUGAUCGUCUUUUGCCGACUAUCCUCUACGCCUCGAACAAUCUCGAAGUUCCAUCACCCAAAAACAAUGCCCGCAGAAAAUCGAACCGUUCCAACAGAUCACGCAAGUCCAUUACAUUCAGAGGCUUGAGAGUCAAAACCGGUAUCCAGCCAGAGGGGGAGAGUGGCAGAUCUGGUUUCCACCCACACAAAAUGCUACCAAUCUGCUGGCGAUCCAGCAGUGAUGCUUCCCAGCUCUGCAACAUUCUUUGGCCCAUUGUCCCUGUAGCGGUAUCCAUCGACUACGUUCGAGGAGAUCUCCAUCUCGCGAUUUUCAUCCUGAAUUAUAUUGCCAUGGUACCGUGUGCGAAUGCCAUUGGCUUUGCUGGCCAGGAAAUGGCGAGAAAGUUGCACAAAGUCUUUGGUGUUCUGCUCGAGACAACUCUAGGAUCUGUGGUUGAAAUUGUCAUGUUCAUGGUGUUGGUCCGCAAUGAGCAAUUUCAAGUCAUCCAAGCUGCAAUCCUCGGUUCGGUACUGGCCACUCAACUUCUUUGUCUUGGUAUGUGUUUCAUGAUCGGUGGUCUCCGUCAUGAAGAGCAGGAGUUUGAUGAAGAGGUUGGCGAGGUUGGAAGUGAUUUGCUCCUCACGGCUGGAUUUGGUCUUAUAAUCCCAACUGUCUUUCAUGCUGCUGUCAGUGCUGAAGGUAGUGCCACAAAAGCCGAAAUCGACGAUAAAGUUCUUCACAUUUCCCGGAUUACAUCUUUACUUCUAAUCAGCUCCUACGUAAUUUAUGUCUGGUUCCAGAUGCGUACUCAUGCGAGCAUCUACGAUGCCAUAUUUGAGGCUGACGAGGAGCGAGACACCGAUCGCGAGGAGGAUCUUUCGAAAGACAAGCUGACGUUCACGGAGUGCGUUGUGGCACUCGUCGUUUCGAUCACUCUCGUCGCUGUUAUUGCGAUCAACCUUGUUGAAGAAAUUGAAUACAUCGUUGAAGAGCGCGGUGUGUCGGAUAUGUUUAUUGGCUUGAUUUUGGUGCCGUUGGUUGAGAAGUUCGCCGAGCAUUUGACUGCUAUCGAUGAAGCCUGGGACAACCAAAUGAACUUAGCACUUGCCCAUGUUCUUGGUGCCACUAUCCAGACCUCGCUGUUCAAUGGACCAUUGGUUGUUCUUGUUGGCUGGGGGCUGGGGCUUUCUAUGGAUCUCAAUCUCGAUAUCUUCAACAUCGUCGUCCUGAUCCUUGCUAUUCUUGUGGUUGGAAACUUUCUGCGAGACCAGAAGUCAAACUAUCUCGAAGGAUCCCUCUGUGUCACAGUGUAUCUGAACAUCGCAGUGGCAGCCUUCUAUUAUCCGAAUCCAAAAUGA
Glarea lozoyensis ATCC 20868 is the source of this 1461-nucleotide messenger RNA. RefSeq lists its product as uncharacterized. Gene Ontology annotation, biological process: intracellular calcium ion homeostasis; calcium ion transmembrane transport. Gene Ontology annotation, cellular component: fungal-type vacuole membrane. The transcript has 2 exons. The record is from RefSeq and is a predicted model, not a curated record. Gene Ontology annotation, molecular function: calcium:proton antiporter activity. The coding region runs from base 1 to 1461 and encodes 486 amino acids. Lineage: Eukaryota; Fungi; Ascomycota; Leotiomycetes; Helotiales; Helotiaceae.